GGCCGAGCGCGGCGGGCGUCGCUGGGGCGGGGCGGGGGCUCCGCGGGGCUCCCAUGUCGCUGCUGCCGCGGGGCCGCGGCUGCCCGGCCUUCCGGAGGCUGCUGCUGGGGCCGCGGGGCCGGGUGUCAGCAAGCCAUGCAUGUAACCAGUACAGAACAUCAGGGUCAUUGCCAGAUGAAACAAAAGAGUUCCUGCAAAAUGGACCAGGCUUGCAAGACUUUGUCUCUGGAGAUUUGUCAGACAGGAGCGCGUGGGCUGAGUAUAAAGGCAACUUAAAGCGUCAGAAAGGAGAAAGGCUGCGACUUCCUCCAUGGCUGAAAACAAAUAUUCCCAUGGGAAAGAACUACAAUAAGCUAAAGAAUACCUUGAGAAGUUUAAAUCUUCAUACGGUCUGUGAAGAAGCACGUUGUCCCAACAUUGGAGAAUGCUGGGGAGGUGGUGAAUAUGCUACAGCUACAGCUACCAUUAUGCUGAUGGGUGACACAUGCACUAGAGGCUGCAGAUUUUGUUCGGUAAAGACAGCAAAGAAUCCACCUCCCCUGGAUCCUGAGGAGCCUUUCAACACAGCAAAGGCUAUAGCUGAGUGGGGCUUGGAUUACGUGGUAUUGACAUCUGUGGACAGAGAUGAUAUGCCUGAUGGUGGAGCAGAACACUUUGCAAAGACAGUUUCUCACCUGAAAGAAAGGAACCCCAGCAUUCUGGUGGAGUGCCUCACUCCCGACUUCCGAGGGGACCUGAAAGCUGUGGAGAAAGUGGCGCUGUCGGGGCUGGAUGUCUAUGCGCACAACGUGGAGACGGUGCCGGAGCUGCAGCGGAAGGUGCGUGACCCCCGCGCCAGCUUUGAGCAGUCCGUGCGGGUGCUGAAGCGGGCCAAAGAGGUGCGGCCCGGCCUCGUCUCGAAAACCUCCCUCAUGCUGGGGCUCGGCGAGACGGAUGCACAGGUGUAUUCCACAAUGAAGCUAUUGCGGGAAGCAGAUGUUGACUGUUUGACCUUAGGACAGUACAUGCAACCAACAAAACGUCACCUGAAGGUUGAGGAGUAUGUAACUCCUGAAAAAUUUAAGCACUGGGAAAAAGUAGGAAAUGAUCUUGGAUUCCAUUACACUGCUAGUGGGCCUUUAGUGCGCUCCUCCUAUAAAGCAGGCGAAUUCUUCUUGAAGAACUUGGUAGAAAAAAGAAAGACAAAAGCCAUCUGAAAAUGAGAGUGAACCUGUUUAAACCAGCCAGUUUUAACGAUCCUCAGUUCCAGAAAUGUAGCAGACCAGAUGGUAGAUGCAUUAAUACAUUUACUAUCUGUCCAGAACACUUUUCUCUCACUGAACGCUUCACAGUAUUCUACCUAAUUUCUCCUGGCAAGGCUACAACUACCAUCAUACUUCUAGUGCUCAGCAGAAAGUUAGAAGAUCGAACCAAUUCUGAAAGAGUAAUGGAACUGACUGAGGUGGAAGAAAUGUAAGCUGAAAAAAAAAUAAAAUGAGGAGGAUACAUUUAAGUAAACAGGUUUGAUACAACCAUCCAUAUUGCUGCAGUUAGGUACUUGUGAAGAUGCUAGUAACAAGUAAUAGAAAAGGUACGGAUACUUUGGUUUAUCUUGCCAUUAUGUAACACAAGUUUGCAGGGCCUCUGGGAAAUAGAGGAGUUCUAAAGAUUGUGUACAUGACAAAAGACCAUAUUAGGGCUAUCUUGAGCCACACCAUAGAAGGUAACGGUAAUACUCUUUCAAGAGAUGGUAUCACUUAUCUGCAUCUUAAGAAAAUUAACUAUAACAUUUUCAUAGCUAAUGUUUUUCAGGUGCUUGCAUGUCUCCAAGUGUGAGCCUUGGUAACCAAGGUAUCAAGUUGAAGAAGACGGAAGCCCCUUCUGGCAAGAGAAUUAACCUUGUGUAGAUACCAUGUAAUUUAAACCAUAUGGAAAAUCAGACCUGUCAUAACAGCAUGAAUAGAGCCACCCCUAGUUUGGGUGCAUGACUGUAACAAACCCCACUGAGUUGCACAGGUGCUUUGGUAUUGGUAUGCAGAACUGCCUCAGUUGUGGACUAUGCUUCUGCUCCACAGGUAUCAUCUUUGCAUUAAAGGACAGUUAAAUACCCAGUGUAAGGGUGGGGUGGUUGUGUUUGAUGGGCCUGGUUACCUGCCCCCUUGAGACCUGUUCUGGCUGUUAAAUCUGAAUGCAGCAGGGUGAAUGCACCAUAGGCAAAUUGUGAAUCCAUGACAUACUGUACUAAGCUCAAGCAGAAAUAAAAGGAUGGCUCGUGGUGUACAA
Messenger RNA from Apus apus (common swift), 2262 nucleotides. RefSeq names its product lipoic acid synthetase (gene LIAS). Gene Ontology annotation, biological process: lipoate biosynthetic process. Bases 54 to 1196 code for a protein of 380 amino acids. Gene Ontology annotation, molecular function: 4 iron, 4 sulfur cluster binding; lipoate synthase activity. The record is from RefSeq and is a predicted model, not a curated record. Gene Ontology annotation, cellular component: mitochondrion. The transcript has 11 exons. NCBI's taxonomy places the organism in Eukaryota, Metazoa, Chordata, Aves, Apodiformes, Apodidae.